AUGAUGUUGAGCACACAGUGUUUCAAAGGAAUGGGAACAGUCUAUCUGUCUCCACUUAUAUUAGACGUAUAUCGGGGAAGUUCGACAGCUUUUUCUAUCAACGCUGGAGGAUCUCAGAACAAGGUGUGGUAUCCAGCAGAUCAAUUGACCAUCAUUCCUUGGCAAAUCGUCAAAGAUACUAUGGAAGGCGAAGAUUCCAAGGCGAUGAUCGAUGAUUCCGAAAGGUUACCACAAGUCAACAAGAACUACAUCAUGAAUGAUGGUCUCCGCAUUCUAGGGCUGAAUCCACUGAAUCCAUUCUACAAGGACUUUGGCCUGUCGUUUAAGAGAUCGGCACCAACCAUGAUUCGAUUAAAUGCUCUCCUGUUGUUGCCGCCAAAAAUCAUUGUGUUGAAGGAUUCAAAAGACAUCAAUGACCGCCCAGAACUAACUGAUGGGGGCUGGAAUCUCGCGAAACAGGGAGUUCAGUACAGGAAUGUUUUCAUGACAUUUUCCAUUUCCGUCUUUGGACCUGAGCAGCUGCUGCUUUACCCUGACCUAUGGGUGAGCAAGCACAAGCCGAGGGCGAGCAUUCCUGAGCAUUACCUGAGCACCGCCUGA
Messenger RNA from Mollisia scopiformis, 600 nucleotides. RefSeq lists its product as uncharacterized. NCBI's taxonomy places the organism in Eukaryota, Fungi, Ascomycota, Leotiomycetes, Helotiales, Mollisiaceae. The record is from RefSeq and is a predicted model, not a curated record. Gene Ontology annotation, molecular function: protein binding. The coding region runs from base 1 to 600 and encodes 199 amino acids. The transcript has 3 exons.